Molecule: messenger RNA, 855 nt
Organism: Prunus armeniaca (apricot)
Lineage: Eukaryota; Viridiplantae; Streptophyta; Magnoliopsida; Rosales; Rosaceae
Source: the annotation of a GenBank genome assembly
AUGUCUAUCCUGAAGAGGGUGUUGGAGAGGCAAGAGCUAGAAAUCAAGUGCAGACAUGUUGAAGAAGAUUAUGAGGCCGAUGAAGAGGAGGAAGAAAUGGUUGUAGCGACGUGUAUGCUCAAUGAAUCAAGGCAACACCACCGUCGUCAUGGCCUGAAUGUGGACCGACAUAGGCAGUCUCGGGCAAAAACUUACUACUACUUUGCGGAUGCUUGCUUAUGGGGCAUCUGCAAAGCAGUAGAAAAUCUCUACAAGAGGGAGUACCUUCGCAAACCUACAGCUAGGGACCUCCGAAGGCUUGUACAAAAAACUGAGGCUCGAGCUUCAUUCUACACUUGGGUUUUGCAUGCGUUCUUCGGAGUUGCCGGAUCUCAGAAUGACCUCAAUGUGCUUGGUCAAUCCCCGGUGUUCAAUGAUGUAUUGCGAUGUCAUUCCCCACAGAUCACAUACCGAAUCAACAAUACCGUAUAUUCGGGUGCGUACUACCUCGCCGACGGAAUUUGUCCUAGGAAAGACGUGAAAAGGUGUUUCGGUAUCUUGCGAGCUCGUUGGGCAAUUAUUAGAGGUGUUGCUUGGAUGCUUGAUGAGGAGGUGCUGCGGAGCAUUAUGAUGACUUGCAUCAUCCUCCACAACAUGAUUGUGGAGGAUGAGUAUGAUUAUGAUGCUCCAGAAGUGUUUGAACCUGAUCCCAUGAACACAGCAUUAACAAGAAUUUAUAAAAGGCCGAUGGGACCAAAUGGACAACCAAUGGAGCACGAACCGUUAUUCGGGAUGGUCGAUACAACAACCCCAUUAUGGAUCAUUAUCAAGAAAUGCAAUCUUCAUAUGUUCACAAUAGACGUCAAGUUGACUUAA